Messenger RNA from Oryzias melastigma (Indian medaka), 692 nucleotides. Its product is annotated as high mobility group protein B2. Gene Ontology annotation, biological process: regulation of transcription by RNA polymerase II. The record is from RefSeq and is a predicted model, not a curated record. Gene Ontology annotation, molecular function: DNA binding, bending. NCBI's taxonomy places the organism in Eukaryota, Metazoa, Chordata, Actinopteri, Beloniformes, Adrianichthyidae.
CGCCCCCUGAGAGCAAAAGGCUUUGGAGGCGUUCCAAGGGGGCGUGGCUACUUCUCCUGUUUGAAAGUGCAUCAACGGCUGCGGUUCCAGAUUCAGAAACAUCAACAAAAACCCGAACCCGGACUCUGCUGCCCCCCGGCCCCUCUCAGAGUCUCCAGGAUGAUGCGCAAAGACGUGAACAAACCGAAGGGAAAGACGUCGGCGUACGCCUUCUUCGUGCAGACGUGUCGAGAGGAGCACCGGAAGAAGAACCCGGAACAGUCCGUGAACUUCGCUGAGUUCUCCAAGAAGUGCUCUGAGAGAUGGAAGGCUCUGUCUCCCACUGAUAAGAAGUGCUUCGAGGACAUGGCCAAGGCCGACAAAGUCCGCUACAACCGCGAGAUGAGAGACUAUGUCCCCCCCAAGGGUUUCGGCAAGAGGGGCCGCAAGAGGAAAGACCCCAACGCCCCCAAGAGGCCCCCGUCGGCGUUCUUCGUGUUCUGCAGCGAGUACCGGCCCAGCGUGAAGCAGCAGUAUCCGGGUCUGUCCAUCGGGGACUGCGCUAAGAAGCUGGGCGAGAUGUGGAGUAAGCUGUCGCAGUCGGAGAAGCAGCCGUACGAGGAGAUUGUUUUUUAUUUUCUUACUGGAGUGUUUGUUGUUCACUGUCAGAGUAGAAACUUCAGCUUUUAUAAUAAACACCUGAAAGAACUCGC